Gopherus flavomarginatus (Mexican gopher tortoise) is the source of this 1384-nucleotide messenger RNA. RefSeq lists its product as uncharacterized. Gene Ontology annotation, biological process: virion assembly. The transcript is spliced from 2 exons. NCBI's taxonomy places the organism in Eukaryota, Metazoa, Chordata, Testudines, Testudinidae. The record is from RefSeq and is a predicted model, not a curated record. The coding region runs from base 436 to 1212 and encodes 258 amino acids. Gene Ontology annotation, molecular function: nucleic acid binding; zinc ion binding.
GGGAGGAGUAGUUACUAGGCUAAUAAGGAUGAGGAGGAAAUGGAGGGGCAAACCUCGGGAGGAGUGGUUACUAGGCUAAUGUCCAAGCAGGUACGGCAGGGUGCAUGCCCCCCCCCUGAGGAUAGCCCAGAGGAUGUCCCCGUCAAAUCUCUUGCGAGUAAUAAAAGUAUAGUUAGAGAGAUGCCUUUACAGGUGCACGAUCAACCUUAUAUGGGCAAUGAUGGACGGUUACAACAUGCUAAUAUUGUGGAAUAUAAAGGAUGGCUAGAAUAGGACUUGAAAGAGUGGGGACAGUUGUCAGGGUCUUUUGGGGAAAAUCCCCGAAAGAUCAUAGAACUUCUAGAAAGAUUGUUUUUAAGUUAUAAUCCUACUUAUACGGAUGUGGAUCAGUUGUUAAGUAGAGUUUUGACCGGAGAGGAACGUAGUAGAUUGUGGAUGGCAGAAAGGACAUGGGGAGAUAGCAAUGCAGUUAAUCGUACUUGGAUGGAUAGGCGGGAUCUGGCCGCUGGCUGGAAUCCCCUAGACUGGACUCAGCCAAGGCUGACUCAGCUGCGAACAGAUCGAGAGCGAUUGUUAGAAAGACUCAAGGAAAUGGCUCGCCGCUCGCCUAAUCAGGCUAAGUUCAUGCAGAUUCGGCAGGAAUCUGAUGAGCCGCCCAGAAAGUUCUGGUCGAGGCUAUUGGAGGGGGCCCGAAUGUUCACUCAGAUGGAUCCUGAGAGAGAAGCAGACCACCCUACUCUUAUUUCAUUUUUUGUGAAUCAGUCGGUGCCCCCUGUAAGGGAUUACUUCUUAAAGUUUCGCCCUGGUUGGGGAGGUGAGUCAGUCACUUCAGUGUUGGACGUAGCUGAUUUUGCCUGGGAGAAAGAAAGGGAAAGUAGUAAAAAGAAAGAGAAAAAGGAAGAAUAUAAGCUGAUGGCUUUAGCUUUUCACGGCAGUGUUCGAGGCAAAGGCCGUGGCCGUGGCAGGGGAUUCCAGGGUGCUCGGGGAAGAGGGUCCUGGCGACCCCAGCCAUCAGGAAAUUGUUUUCAGUGCGGACAGCCCGGUCACUUUAAAUGUGAAUGCCCCUGGGGACGCCCAGAGGGUCUGGUUGCAUCCGCAGAUGCUUACACAAGUGAGGAAUACACCCCUGCACCACCAGCUCAGCCCAUUCCCCAGGCCUGGAUCAACUACGGGAAACAGCAGCAGCCGCAGCAAACUCAGCCUCCUCAAUGACGGUACCCCGGGGGCGAAGGCAAACAAUGUGAUGGUCUUAUUUCCUUAAUGUCUUUAGCCGGCUCCUUUCUCACUUUCUCCCCUCCCAGCAAAGAGCCUCGUUUAACCCUUUCAGUCCAGGGACUGCCUGUCUCUUUCCUCAUUGAUACUGGGGCUACUUUCUCUCUUUUAA